Mus pahari (shrew mouse) is the source of this 4729-nucleotide messenger RNA. RefSeq names its product zinc finger protein 39-like. The coding region runs from base 328 to 2148 and encodes 606 amino acids. Gene Ontology annotation, molecular function: RNA polymerase II cis-regulatory region sequence-specific DNA binding; DNA-binding transcription repressor activity, RNA polymerase II-specific. Lineage: Eukaryota; Metazoa; Chordata; Mammalia; Rodentia; Muridae. Gene Ontology annotation, biological process: negative regulation of transcription by RNA polymerase II. The transcript has 6 exons. The record is from RefSeq and is a predicted model, not a curated record.
GGCUGUCACCGGUCCUUUGUCUGGGAGCCGCCAUCUUGGGCUCGGUGUUCCUGCCCGGGAGGCUCCUGCGCAGCUUUGUUGGCGCGGUGACGCCGUGGGUGCUGGACGAUGGUGGGAGGACACCAGCGUCCCCCAGAAGUGGACUUGAUCCCUGUUAUCUGAAUGGAGGACCAGUAGGCCACUGGAGGAGGAGAAUCAAGAUGCUCCAGUUGACAGUCAGGUGACCCUCUGAAGCUCAUCUGCCUCUCCGACCAUCAGGUGGCUGUGCUGUAGACUCUGUUGCCCUGUGACGUGCUGGUGCGGGGAGUUCCAUAGGGAGGACGCUCCAUGUCCUGGAAGCCAGAAAUGGGGUUGGUGUCAUUUGAGGAUAUAGCUGUGGAAUUCACCUGGCAGGAAUGGCAGGACUUGAAUGAAGGUCAGAGAACUCUCUACAGGGAUGUGAUGCUGGAGAACUACAGCAACUUGCUGUUCUUGGGGCACUGCAAGACCAAACCUGAGCUGAUCUUCAAUUUGGAGCAAAGACCUGGGUCAUGGAUUGUAGAAGCCUCACACCAGUGCAUCCCAGAUUUCCAGAAAACGAGUACCCUGAAUAAGACCAGUCCAGAAACCAAAGCAAGACAUGUGUGGCAAGUUGCCCUCAACAGUGAUCCAUCGAAGGAGCCGGCUGGACUAGGGAGUACCUGCAAUGUGAGCACAAACCGUAUUUCAAAUCAGACUAUAAAGAAUGAGAACUCACUAGGAAUGAGUCCUAGAAAGUUUAUUCUGUGGAAGGACGUGUAUCUCCAUACUGAUGCUGAUGAGAUAGAAGUUGGAGAAGAACCUGAUGAUCUUAAUGGAACUAUAAAAUCUGUCAAACAUCCAGAGCAUGUUAGUCUAUACAAGUUUCAAAGUUCACAAAGUUACUUUCACAAUCUUAUACCAGGGAAAUCCUUCAACACAAAAGCAGUAUUACUUACUCAUAAGUUCAAUGAAUAUGCAAAAUCCUUAGGUGAUACAGCAUUUAUUGACAAAGAGAUGGCUCAGAUAAGGGUGGAAUCUUUUGAAUGUAAUGUAUCAGAGAGAAAUUGCAGCAAGUCUGACCUUAUUGAAAAUGAACCAAUACACGUGGGAGAGAAACAUUUCAAAUGUAGUGACUUUGAGAACCCUUUUAUUAUUGAAUCAUACCUUCCAAAACAUAAGGGACAACAUGAAAAGCUCUUUAUCCAGAAGGAAUAUGAGUUUUCUCAGCAGUCAGAAGUGAGUCUUCAUCAGAAAAUCCGCAGAGGGAAAAAAACCUAUGAAUGUAAAAUAUGUGGCAAGUGCUUUUAUUGGAAAACAAGCUUCAAUAGACAUCAGAGCACUCACACUGGUGAAAAGCCCUAUGAAUGUACAGAAUGUAGUAAAGCUUUCUGCCAAAAGUCACACCUCACUCAGCAUCAGAGAGUUCACACGGGCGAGAGACCAUAUAUAUGCUUUGAAUGCAGGAAAGCUUUCUAUCGUAAGUCAGAGCUGACUGACCAUCAGAGAAUUCAUACAGGUGAGAAGCCAUACGAAUGUAAGGAAUGUGGGAAAGCUUUUUGCCAAAAGCCCCAACUUACUCUGCAUCAGAGAAUUCAUACAGGUGAGAAGCCCUAUGAGUGUACAGAAUGUGGGAAAGCCUUCUCCACCAAGUCCUAUUUAACUGUACAUCAGAGAACCCACACAGGUGAGAAACCUUACGAAUGUACAGUAUGUAGGAAGUCAUUUAUCUGUAAGUCAAGUUUCAGUCAUCAUUGGAGAACUCAUACAGGUGAAAAACCUUACGAAUGUAAGCAGUGUAUGAAGACCUUCUACCGCAAGUCAGGCCUGACUCGACACCAGAGAACUCACACAGGUGACAAACGCUAUGAAUGUCAAUUAUGUCAGAAAGCUUUUUACUGUACUUCACACCUCAUUGUACAUCAGCGAACUCAUACAGGUGAGAAGCCUUAUGAAUGUAAGGAAUGUAGGAAAGCUUUCUAUGAUAAGUCAAACCUUAAGCGGCAUCAGAAGAUUCAUACUAUGAAGAAAGCCUCUGAGAGCAAACAGUCUAACAAUUUUUUUCUGAAUGAUACUUCUCAACAUCAGACAAUGUAUUAUGAAUAUGAAGAAUGUAAGAAAGCUUUCCACCAGAAAGCAAACUUUACUUAAACAUUCUUCUUACAGGCAAGGGGACCCUGUGAUUGGAAAACACUUAUCCAAAAGUCAGGUCUUACUGUAUAUUGGAUCACUUAUACAAGGGAUUAAACCAAAUGAAUAAACAGUGAAGGAAAACCUUGAUUUUUGUUUGUUUAUCAAAAGAACUCACAAUUGACUGUGGCAGAUAAUUUAGCCAGGUACAUUAACCCGACAUAGGACAGAUGUUUAUGGUAGAGGAUCACUUGCACUCAGCCAAUAGAGGAAGACACUGUGAUUUAAGAAAAAGUUGGGCAAAGUUUUCUACUUGAGGGUCUCCUGACUGCCAGAACCCAGGGGCGUGAAACCAGUGGAAGUGAGGAGUGCCCCAAACUCUGAAUGCAAUCUGGAAGUCAUUGUUGGGUGUUUGGGGACAUGCCUGUAAUCUCAGUACUUGGCAGGGUGAAGAAAGAGGUGAGGAGUUAUAGUCUAACCUUUGCUACAAAGCAAUUUCAAACCCAGCCUGGGGUACAGAGGACUUAAAAAAAAAGACAAUUGAUUAAAAAUAAGAAUCUGAGACUCUAAACUUCACAAACCAUACAAAGGGGACAAAGGACAAUACAAAUCGGGUUAAAUGUUGCUAUACCUCGCUUCCAUUUGAAUUAAAGAUGCUAUAGGAGUCCUAUUUGUGUGAGUUUUGUGGAGCCGUGUGGAACUUUGUGGAAAUUACAUGACACUGAGCAUCACCCAUAAGAGUCCACUUGAAUGUAGGCAGUCAGGGCUGUGGGUAUCGCUCAGUUACAGAGUGUUGGGCUGCUAUUACUGUAACAUGUCUUUCAUAUAAAUUACAUGUAUUAUCACCUUAAGGGCUUUAUCUGUGCAUGCACUCCACAACACAUAUAUCAAGGUCAGAGGACAAACCCCAAGGUCAGUUUUCUUCUACCUGGUGGGUUCUUAGUAGUAAACUCAGGUCAUCAGGCUUGGCAGAAAACAGCUUUACCCUCUGAGCCAUCUCUCCUGCUUCUGUAUUUUAACUUAACAACUGUUGUAAGUUACAAGUAAUUCUGGAGGUAUUUUCAGCUAGUCCAGAAUGCUUUACUGGGAAGGACAUUUCUUUUUAUCACUUUUCUUUAGUCUCCCUAACUUCAGUUUGCAGAUAAGGCACAAAUGCCUUGGCUGAUAGCAAAGUCCUCCUUAUCUUGCCUUAGCCCUGUGAGUGCUUAGGUUAAAUGUAUGUGAUACUGUGCCUACCCAUACAAUUUUAAGGCAUAAAAAAAUUCAUGAAAAUUUCUGGAGUUACUGGAUGCUGUGUUCAUGAUCUAAAUACCCCAUCAGUGUGUCACCAAAAAUAAAAAAAAUAAAAAAAAAUUAAGCAAAUGAAAGAUUUGAUUUUACAGCUCAGCGAAGGGAUGGCAAAUCUCUUGACAUCAAGAUAAAUGAUGGUAAUAUGAAAUUUCAAAGUUUGCUGCAUCAGGUCCCUGUAUCUUUCUCCUCACAGACAAGCAGAAGUCAGGGAAGCUGAAAAAGAAUGAAAGGUGAAAUAAGACAUAUUCUCAUUUGGACUGUAUUAAAAUCCUAAAAUGUAAAAAUAUUCUGAUCAUAUUACUUGAGUGUUAUUUGGAAAUAAUAAAUGAUUUAAAAAUAUUAUUUUAAGUUGUAUUCAGCAGUUGUGUACAAACAAGCAGGAUGGUCAUUCCCAGUCAGCAUAAAUUGACUGCUACUCUGGGGCAUUUGUGGUUGACAUAAAUGAAAGUUGACCGUUAUACUGAAAUCUAGUGGACAAGCUCAUAAUAUAAGUGCGUUCUGUAUUAUAUAGUUUUAGAAAUCCGAAUGAAGGCACUUAGCUUAAGUACAUAAAAUUGUAAUAUAUGUAAUGAAACAAAUACAUUGAGAGACCAAAGAGGUAGGGUACAUGACCUUUUUAUGUACAUAGUUCUCAUUGCAAUUUCAGACUUGCAGUAUUAAAUCACUGAGGUUGUAUUAUUUAACUUGGUAUUGCUGUGACCAACUAUCUGACAGAACCAACUUAAGGGUGUAAAUACUUAUUUUAGGCCAUCAUUUCAAAUAGUCAGUAGUUCCUUGACCCCCUUCCCAUUGAUAGGUCAUGGUUGGCAAAAGGGUUAGCAAGCACUUUUUAACAUCAAAACAAAUAGGAAACAGCAAAGAAGUGGCUAAGUACCAGGUUUACUUUUUAACGAUAUACAACAGCAACAUAUAUGAAAAACAAAUACAUCCCCUCUCCCACAAAAAAGGCAAGCAAAAGAACUUUUUAAUAUCACCUCCUAAAGUAUUGCCACCAUCAGAGAACCAAGCAUCCAAUAUAUAAGCCUUCAGGGAACAUUUCAGAUUAAAAAUCAAUAUAUACAGUUUCACGUUAAACAACUAACCCAUUAAUAUUUUGUUAAAUAUAUCAUGUUCAUAUAGUGUUGUAUGGAUAUUUUUAUAAAACUAUUCAGAUUGAAACUGACAAGCUAUUCACUGCCCCAAAUGGGUUAUUGAUAAUGCAUUUUCAAAGUUUAAUCAACAUAGGACUUAAUAUUCUGUCUAAUAUAAAGUCAUGUUGAAACGCAGAAGCUGGUACAUAAUUGGCAUCUGAAUUAAAGCAUUUUUGGUAAAC